This is a messenger RNA of Pseudoliparis swirei, 5556 nucleotides long. RefSeq names its product actin binding LIM protein family, member 2 (gene ablim2). NCBI's taxonomy places the organism in Eukaryota, Metazoa, Chordata, Actinopteri, Perciformes, Liparidae. The coding region runs from base 224 to 2374 and encodes 716 amino acids. Gene Ontology annotation, cellular component: actin cytoskeleton. The transcript is spliced from 21 exons. Gene Ontology annotation, biological process: lamellipodium assembly; cytoskeleton organization. The record is from RefSeq and is a predicted model, not a curated record. Gene Ontology annotation, molecular function: actin filament binding.
UCUGCUGUGAAGAGGCAGCGCAGCCCUGCAGUGUCAGCGGGACUUUGUCUUCUCGGUGCGGCUGUUCGGGGACAUCUCUGCGGCAUCAGCAGCGAGGCGCCGCCGGGCUCAGCGUGGACACAUCCGCCUCCAUUCGUUCUGCUGGCGGCUGGCAUCACCCAUGUAGCCGCUGUCAGGGUGGACAGGAGCAUCAUCUGACUGGAGAAGAAGCCCGACCGGCACCAUGAGCAGCACGGUGUUCCAGCAGCAGGCGGUCCACAGCCCUCUGGAGCAGCAGAAGCAGAAGCAUGGAGGACCCAUCCCGUGUCAGAACUGUGGCAAGCCAUGUAAAGGGGAGGCGCUCCGGGUCCAGAACAAACACUUCCACAUCAAGUGUUUCGCCUGUAAAGUAUGUGGUUGUGAGCUGAGCCAUGGGGGAUUCUUUGUGCGCCAGGGGGACUACAUCUGUACUCUGGACUACCAGCGUCUGUACGGGACGCGCUGCUUCAGCUGCCAGGACUUCAUAGAAGGGGAGGUGGUGUCCGCCCUGGGGAAGACGUACCACCCCCGCUGCUUCGUCUGCGCCUCCUGCAAGCAGCCGUUCCCGGCCGGCGACCGAGUCACUUUUAACGGGAAGGAGUGCAUCUGUCAGACGUGCACCGAGCCUCUGGCUGCCAACAGCCCCGCCCCCAUCCAGGCUGUGCACAACUGCUGCGGCUGUGGGAAGGAGUUUAAGAACGAGCCGUCUCUGGUGGCGCUGGAGAAGCACUGGCACCUGGGCUGCUUCAAGUGUAAGGUCUGCAACAAGGUGCUCAACGCCGAGUACAUCAGCAAGGAUGGAAUCCCCUUCUGUGAGAUGGACUACCACGCCAUGUUUGGCAUCCAGUGUGAGAGCUGCAAGAAGUACAUCACUGGAAAGGUCCUGGAGGCUGGAGAGAAGCACUACCACCCCACAUGCGCCCGCUGUGCCCGCUGUGAGCUCAUGUUUGCAGAGGGAGAAGAAAUGUACCUGCAAGGAUCCUCCAUCUGGCAUCCACCAUGCAGACAAGCUGCCAAGCAGGAGGAGAAGAGCAAGAAGCAGGUCCGGAUACAGCUCACUGCCAUCCCUGAGCAGCAGGUGACCAGGACUUCAUCUGAGAGCAUCACUUCAGUCCCAGCAUCCAGCGCCUCGGGCUCUCCGAGCAGAGUCAUCUACGCCAAACUAGGGGAGGAGAUGCUGGACUACAAGGACCUGGCCGCCCUCCCGAAGACCAAGGCCAUCUACAACAUCGACCGGCCCGACAUGCUGUCCUACUCGCCUUACGUCAGCUACCCGUCUGAGGAGAGGCACUACGGAGAGUCCCCCCAGCUGCUUUCAACUACUCCUACUGAGGGCGACGGGGAGUCCCCUCGCCAGCGGAGGCCCUCCAGCCCCGGCUCCAACAGCUCCCUGGGGGGCUUCGGACGUUACACCCCCUGCCGGUCCCCACAGAACUACAGCCGGCCAGGGCCAGAGGUCUACCUUGGUGCCAGACACAGCAGCCAGGCCCAUGACUCUCUCACUUUGCCUCCAUUCCUCAUGGAGGCCAUUAAGUACCCGUCCACCGGGGCCAGGGACUCAUCUCCCCUCCCUGUGCACUCUGCUGCCGGGGCUGAAGGGAGUGGUGGAGGUGGUAGUGACAAGUACUCACCCAUACCAGUAGGUGGCAGUGCAGGCUUGUCUUAUCACCUGAACCCCACCACCCUGGCCAUGCUGCAGCAGCACAACUACAUCCCUUACUUCAGAGGCAGUGAAAGUGGCCGCAGUACCCCCAGCUUAUCCACCUAUUCUGAUGGCAAAUCCCCCUCCUCGACUUCUACAUACGUGGCUGCUCCCCGGCACUUCCACGUACCAGAGACUCUGGUCAAAGAUAAUAUCUAUAGAAAACCCCCCAUCUACCAGCAGCAUGCUUCCAGAUCAUCAUGGCAGGAUGGAGAGGAUAGCAAGAGGACCAGUUGGAUGAUCUUGAAGAGUGAGAUUGAUGGACAGAUGGGUCCAGAAGACCUGGACCCCUGCAAAUCGACCUGCAGUCUGCCCUCUGACAUCUCCCAGUCUAAUAUCCCCUACAAUAAGUCUGCAUCUUUACCGGGUUAUGGAAGGAAUGGCAUCUAUAAGGCUGCUGAGAUGGUGGCUGAUGAAGUGGACCCAGACUCUCAGAGCUGGGGAGGCAUGAGAGGUGAGAGUGACAACAGAUUGACAAUGUUUAUUUCCUAUUCUGUUUCUAUUCUUGUUAAAUCUUUUGUUCGUGGUGAUAGGUGCAUCAGCUUAUUUCCUAAAAUACAAACAAUACACUCUGCAGAUACCAAAGACGGUAAACCUUUCUUAUCCUGUUGGCUCUGCUACAGCACUUUGGAUUUUAAAUUAAACAAUGUCUGAGGUUUAGGGUCUGACUUUGGGGAAAUCUUUUAAAAACUAGACUUCUUGCCCUUCUUGAACAAUUCAAUCAUUCUAUACAUUGGUAUGUCAAUCAAUCAACCCUAACCACCAGCUGAGCAGACUGAAGUCUGAUAUUAGCAAGAAGCAGAGACGCUCAAGGAUCCAAGUCUUGAGUCUUUGAGUUAGAGUCCAAGUCGAGUCGUGAGCUUUGAGCUAGAGUCCAAGUCAAGUCUUGAGUCUUUGAGCUAGAGUCCAAUUCUUAAGUCUCUGAGCUAGAGUUCAAGUCUUGAGUCUUUAUGCUAGAUUCCAAGUGUUGAGUCUUUAUGCUAGAGUCCAAGUCUUGAGUCUUCAGUCAUAAGUCCAAAUAAAGUUUUGAGUCUCCUAUAUUUGUCAUAAAUGUUUUAUCAUAUGCUAUCCGGUCUGUUUAGAACACGGCAUACCUAUCUUUAAGGAAUUCAAGCUUGGACUAUAUCAUUAUUCUUUUUUCUUUUAGCAUAAAAUGACAGCUUUGAUUUGUUGUUUUGUCUUUGGUCACUUUGAAAAAUAAUAUUGUUGCUAUUUUAAAACACACAAGGAAUUAAAUAACUGUAUUGUUCCCCUAAAAAUGGAUAUUGGAUGGUUCAGUAAAAUAUUGCUAACAUUAUUAGGCAUGCAAUUAUGACUGUAUUCUAUAGUUGUAUUGGGUUUCCAACUAAUGACAGAUUAUAAUCUACUGUGAUUUAGCACAUCCCUCUAGCCUUUCCAACCUGUUUCUAAAUGUCCAAGUGAACUCAUGUCACUGUGUGUGAUUUAGGAUUUGAGACCAGGACAUGCUGCUGGCUGUAGUCCAGGUCUGGCUGUAGUCCAGGUCUGGAUCCCCGCCCAGGACUUCAAACAGUCAAUGACUGCAUAGGAUUGCUACCUGAUAUUCAAAAUGAUGAUUUAAUCUUUUAGGUUUUUGUCAAUUGAUCCUUUGACUUUGGAUCACAUACAAUGAGCAAACCUCGGCAAUGAAACACGUAUUCAGCAUCUGCAAUUGUGUUAUUCAAUUAAUUAUAAAAGCAUAAAUGUUGAAAAUACAGUUCCCCCUUCUCAAUAUCAAAAUGUGUUGCUUUGGUUUAUCUUUUGACAGUAAACUAAAUAUCUUUUUCUGUUAGUUAGAUAUCAUGUUGCAGCCCUAUCUAAUUCAGGAUAAUACUAAAUUACUGUACGAGUGUAAAGUUACUUCUCUAAUAUAGUUGUAUUACCUCUGUCUUUAAUCAAAUAGCCGGUUUUCACACAGUUACUGGUCCUUUGUACAAAGCUCUAAUGCCAGUGUGACUAUGACCAGGUCUUUUACUUCUAGAGCCGAGAACCCCCAAGAUAAAGUAUGUUGUUGCUAGGGCUGGGCACGUUAACGCGUUAAUCUUGCGUUAACGCAUCAAUUAAUUAACGCCGACAAUUAUUUAAUCGCGCGUUAACGCAGGUUUUAUUAUUUAUUUUAUUAUUGUAAAAGUUUGUUGCUCACAGGGUUUUAUUUUGUAAAAGUCUGCUACUGAUUGCUGCGGAACCGGAAAAGAAACUCAUUCGCGGUUUAACAAACAUGGAGAAGAGUACGGAGAUUUUAAAUGGCCAUUUUCAAUUUAAAGUUCUUAAAGACGGCGGAGUCGACAGAAACAAAGUAAUGUGUAACCACUGCCAAGAUGAAUCGUCUUAUCACCGGAGUACUUCCAGCCUUAAAUAUCAUUUAAAUGCUAAACACACCGUUGAUGCCAGCAAAUCAUACAACCAAACACACAGUGGAGCGAGGCUUCGGCAGACUACGCUAGCUGCAGGGAGGAGAUAAACCAAGGCAAGAGAAGCUAACCAAUGCCAUAGCGAAGUGGAGAGCUACAGACUGCAGGCCGAUUAGUUAGGGUGACCAGCCGUCCGGUUUUCCCCGGACAUGUCCUGCUUUUGAGACUUAAAAAAUGCGUCCGGCAGGGAUUCCAACUCUGGGUUUUUACAAACUAGUAUUUACCCCUUACAAGUUUUGGAAAUGGUAUCUCCCUUAUGUUCCACCUUCUUAUGCGAGCUCUGACAGUAUAGAGAACAGUCAUUGGUCGACCGAUCUCAGGGUUGCCAGAUACACGAUAAUUAUCCUCCAAAUACAACAAUUUUGAGCCUUUGGUACGAUACUUCACCAUCUCCAAUCUGGCAACACGGAGCACGUUGCCGCCUCCACUAGUUCAUUGUUGUUUGUGCGGCAUGCUAUACACUACAACCAGCGCCGCCGCUCCCAUAACGCACUACGCGCUGUGCGUAGGGCACCAAGUCCUGAGGGGGCUCCACAAAAUAGGCAACUAAAAAAUCCUCAGAUAUAAUAAUUAUAAUGCCGAUAUUAUUUCAGUCUAGAAAUAUAAGGCACCUUUUAGGCAUGUAUAUCACAAAACAGGCAGAACAAGAGAGAUGUUUAAUCGCAGCCCCCCCCCCCCUGCUUCGCGCACAGUCUCCAGCGUUCUGUCACAGUAUCUCUGCAUAACAGUGCGUUGGACAAUGUCCUGACAGAUUUUAUGGCACUUUAGUUCAUAUGGCAGACAGUACAUUUAAAAUAAGUGUCAAGUUCUAGGAAUUGACAAACUGCACUGAAAGUGUUUUCUGGUGUCUCACUCUAACAUUCAUAUGGCAGAACAUUUAAAUAGAAGUGCGCUAUACACUACUUUUGAAUUAAUUAUUGGAUUUUGCGUAUACAAAUGCGAUUAAUCAGGGAAAUCAUGCGAUUAAUCACGAUUAAAAUUUGUAAUCGUUGCCCAGCCCUAGUUGUUGCAAAAGGUCACACAUCGUAAAUCAUAACAUGUCAAAGGGCCCGCGAUACCUUUUCUUUGAGUGCAGAUCUCAGGUCAGUUUACAAUCCCUGUGAGCAAACCUGCAGAGCCCUGCAGCGCUGGCUCCAGAUCAGUUACUGGAGGUGACAGCGUAGAGAAGCUGUGUCAUGAGGUCAUGAGGUCAUGUUUCAGCUGCAGAAUUACUGACGCAUGUUUACAAUUGUGUUUGUGUGUGUGUGUGCUUAGCAACUAUUUGUAUGCUUUUGAUGCCUUUGAAACCUAAUAUUCCUGAAGACAUUUGAGUCCUGCUCAUGCUCUGUGGUGGUAGUUUUCAUAAUGGGUCUGUUAUUGAAAACCAGAACGUGUUAUUCCACCAGAUUAACUCUUUCUUUGUCUCUUUUCCUCCAUCACAGAAUACAA